GUUAACCUAAUCUGGGUACCUUUGAAUCUUACAUUUGUUGAUCUAAAAUCUGGAGAGUGUAAUUUGUGCUUUAUUUAUGAUUAAAUCACCAAGAAUGGCAAUAAGAAAUGGGGUCUUUUACCCCAUUGUUGGAUUUGCAACAUGCAUGGCAUUUAUUUACAAGUCAUUUGGGGAUUUGUGGGUCAAUUACAGUAAAGAACCAGAGUUGAGUUUUGUUAUGAGGAAUGGGACUCACUUUUACUUUGGAUGGUAGAAUUUUCUACAUUAACGGGUGGAACUCAUACUGCUUAAUGGACCAUGCUGUCGAUGAAUAUACUAGACCUAAAGUCAUUGCAAUGCUUCAAGCCAGGGCGAAAAUAGGUCUCACUGUAUGCAGAACUUGGGCCUUCAAUGAUGGUCGCUACAAUGCCCUUCAGAUUUCUCCCAGUCUAUACGAUGACCGCGUAUUCAAGCAUGCCCAAAUUAGUACCUUGGACAAGCUGAAGAGGAGCUACUAGAUUACGAGGAAGAUGGAUUUCUAUUUGUGAAAAAGACUCGAUCAUGGUUAACGUUCAUGCUUGUUUUAGCUUUCAUUGGAACAUGUAUGAUCUGCCGAGAUGGAGUCAUUGGAGCAUUAAUUCCUAGAAUGGGAGAUUAGAUUCAUGUUCCAUUUCUCCGAUGGGUAUAUAUAUGUGGAGCAUCGAAAUCCUCAAGCUCCACAUGGAGGUUUUUAUUAUCUUAUUCCUAUUCAAGGCCGAAAGGUGAUUGCAACUGUUGCAAGGCAUCAAGGUACUGGUUACUUUGAUUACAAAGCAUAUGGUAACUUUGAACACGAGUACAGAGAUGUAUUAGGUUUGGGUGAUAAUUUGAGGUGGACUCUGCACAAUGAUUUAGUCAAAUGGCCGGAUGCUCUUGUCCACAAUUCGU
Rhododendron vialii is the source of this 906-nucleotide messenger RNA. RefSeq names its product mannan endo-1,4-beta-mannosidase 2-like. The transcript is spliced from 2 exons. The record is from RefSeq and is a predicted model, not a curated record. Lineage: Eukaryota; Viridiplantae; Streptophyta; Magnoliopsida; Ericales; Ericaceae. Gene Ontology annotation, molecular function: hydrolase activity, hydrolyzing O-glycosyl compounds. The coding region runs from base 225 to 497 and encodes 90 amino acids.